This is a messenger RNA of Bactrocera dorsalis (oriental fruit fly), 638 nucleotides long. RefSeq names its product REPTOR-binding partner (gene REPTOR-BP). Bases 137 to 487 code for a protein of 116 amino acids. The transcript is spliced from 4 exons. Gene Ontology annotation, molecular function: DNA-binding transcription factor activity. Gene Ontology annotation, cellular component: nucleus. The record is from RefSeq and is a predicted model, not a curated record. Lineage: Eukaryota; Metazoa; Arthropoda; Insecta; Diptera; Tephritidae. Gene Ontology annotation, biological process: regulation of DNA-templated transcription.
UCUAAAAUUUAUACUUAAGUAGAACACAAAGAAAACAAACAAUUUUUUAUAAACGCAUUGUAGCUAAAAGAAUAAUUAUUUAUUUGUUGUGAAUUUUAAAUAUAAAUCACUCAGAUUAACAAACAUUGAAUAAAGUAUGGAUUGUGAUGAAAUGCAAGUCAUAGAAGAGCCAAAUCUUUCAGAACGCAAAGAGACGGGCAAAAGGGGCCGUAAACCAGGACGUAAAGCUUCCACGGAAAAAGUGGAUAUAAGAGCCAAAUUAGAGCGCAGUCGUCAAAGUGCUCGGGAAUGUCGAGCACGUAAAAAAUUACGUUACCAGUACUUGGAAGAGCUAGUAGCCGAUCGCGAAAAGGCUGUAUUGGCUUUGCGUGAAGAACUGGAGCGAUUAAAAAAAUGGAGCACAGAACUUAGUGAAGGUAACAUACCAGACGGCUUUCAGCAAUUACUGGAAGAAGCAGGUGUGCUAAAACAAGAACAAGUGAUGUGAAACUAAAUACCUCGAUACCUAGUUUUUACCUGUUUGUUUUUUUAUUUAAUAUAAAGUUAAAGUUAUAAUUUUAAGUUUUUAUUACUAUAUAAGUGUAGUAAGGUGUCAUACAUUAUUUUUACUGAAUUAAAAAUGGUUUACAAAUACGAAA